Arxiozyma heterogenica is the source of this 2217-nucleotide messenger RNA. It is a transcript of the gene BUD7, whose product is annotated as exomer complex subunit. Gene Ontology annotation, molecular function: protein binding. NCBI's taxonomy places the organism in Eukaryota, Fungi, Ascomycota, Saccharomycetes, Saccharomycetales, Saccharomycetaceae. The record is from RefSeq and is a predicted model, not a curated record. The coding region runs from base 1 to 2217 and encodes 738 amino acids. Gene Ontology annotation, cellular component: exomer complex. Gene Ontology annotation, biological process: Golgi to plasma membrane transport. The transcript has a single exon.
AUGAUCACUCAAACCUCCAUCCCAGAGGUAAAAGAAGAUGCCAUUGGUUAUGCUUUAAAUGAACGUAAACAGAAAUUGUCUCAAUUUUUAGAUUUAGGUCCACCAGAUUUAAUAACUAUGGUGAAAUAUAUGAGUUCAAGCGGGGCUAAUAGUAAUUCUACAACUAAUAACAAUACUUCUUCUUCUAAUGUAACAAAUAAUUACAAUAACACAGAAAUUGAAACAGUGGACCCAAAUAAUAUGUUAAAUAACCUGCAUUUACACGAUAAACUAAAGGGUGAAUUGGGAACAUUUUUUUACUCUUUAGGAUGUGACACAUCUGACCCCACUUCCAUUGCUAUAUUCCUAAAACAAAUUGCUGAUAUUAUUGUAGAACAACCCCAAGUUUGGUUUGGUAAAAGGAAAAACUUUCAAGUUGCCAGAAUUUCAUUGUCUACUUGGAACACGUUUAGAAAAUGUGAUAUGAAUGUUAUUGUACAUAUUCCUGGUACCGUCCAAUUAUUUAUCUUACAAGCUAAUGGGGAGCAAUUACAUGUGAAACCAAAUUCUCCUGAAAGUGAACUAAUAUGGGCAGAGACAUUUAUCAGUGGCGUAGUAAGAUCAAUGAUGUUAAUGAAAGAUAAUUAUGAGGAUGGUGAGUUACAGAAUCUCGUGGAAACUCUAAUUGUUAAUCCUAUGACUUCUGGUGAAAUCUAUUCAGUGGUAGAUUUAUUUAUUGACUUAUUUCCUCUAGUUUAUGAAAAUGGUAUAUUGCUUGGUGGCCCUUGUACAGUGAUUAAUGUUUCAAGAACGAACAACUAUUUGAUAGAAACUUUAAUUGAACUAGUCAAUAUCACACACUCAGUAGAUAAAUGUCGUAAGAUGUUGGAAACUUUGAUGAAAACAUAUCCCGAAGCUAUCAUUGUCUUAAUUCGUGUUCUUCUAGACAAUGAUUAUGAAAUCGAUGCUAUGAAAUUGUUACACGACCAAUUAAUGCAAAUCGAAAACAUCCCAAAUAAUGUAAUUAAUGCUGCUGGUCCGUUAUUUCCACUAGAUUAUAGAUCAGAAUUAUUAUGCGUUCAAGUGAAAUUUUUAAUUGAUGUUAAAAAGGAUUUCAAACUAGCAAAUAUGUUAGCACAAACUGCAGUAAAUUGUGCACCAAGUGAAUUUGAACCUUGGUAUUUAUUAUCCAAAUCGUACAUCAAAUUAAAUGAUAUUGAAAAUUCUUUAUUAUCUUUAAAUGCAUGUCCAAUGGUCUCGUUAAAGGAAAAAUAUAUAUUGAAACGUGUGGUUCCAUUUCAAUCUGAUUCAUCUUUACAUUUACCUUUACCGAUGGAUGCGGUGUUAGAAGGUGUCACUUCAUUAAAUCCACAAGAUAUCCAACAAGAACAUAAAAAUGCCGAUCCAGCUUUAAUCAAUUUAGCCGCAUCGGGCUUAAAAGCCACAUUUCCACUUGCAUAUAAAUUAUUAACAGAUAUUGUACAACUGACUGGAUGGGAGAAUCUAUUAAAGAUUAGAUCCAAGCUGUUUGUCAUGGAAGAUGAGUAUCAAAGUUCUACAGAGGAUAUUUACAAUGCUAGUGGGCGCAAUGAAAGUAACAUUGCUAUUAAAUCUGAAUCCGGAUCAUCAACAGAUAUUUCAAGUUCAUUAUUGCGAGCCAAGAGACUGUGUGAAAGAUGGUUAGAUAAUUUGUUCAUGCUACUAUACGAAGAUUUGAAGACUUAUACAUUAUGGCAAGGUGAACAAGUAUAUUUUGAGGCACAAAAUUCUAGUUAUCAUAAAUUGACUUUUGAGUGGGAAUUAUAUGGUUUAUGUGCAAGACGAUUAGGUCAUUUACCUGAAGCUGCAUUAGCUUUUGAGAAAGGGCUAUCACAAAGAUUUUCAUCUUUGGCAGCCAAGAAAUUAUUAGAAUAUUAUGUCAAUGAAAGAAAUAGAAUCAGACAAUUAUCCAAUUUAUCUAAUAGCAAUAUGACAUCAGGUCAGAUCAUGCUCAAGAUCAAUGAAUUAGACCAAAAGAUCAUUGAUUUGAUUGUUAAGAUAUGCUGCUGGAACCAUAGAUGGUACGUUGAAUUCUCUAGACAAUUAAUAAUGUGUACUGGUGUAGUUAUAGAGGAUUUAGGUCUUACUAAAGUUUCAAAUGAAAUUGCUGCCAAGUACCCUGAGAGUGUUUCGAGGUUAGUAAAUAACAACUUACUUGAAUUCUUUAGUAAGUAUACAAACAACUACUACGAUAAUUAG